Messenger RNA from Pelobates cultripes (western spadefoot toad), 663 nucleotides. The record is from the annotation of a GenBank genome assembly. Lineage: Eukaryota; Metazoa; Chordata; Amphibia; Anura; Pelobatidae.
AUGAAGACGCUGCAAAAUCCACAAAACGAGCGUGCUUCAGGAGCAGCGAAUAGCACUGACAUGGUGAAUAAUUGCCAGGAUACAACAAACAGCCUGGAAGGAAGGAAAAAUGGGGAUAGCCACGAGAUCCAGUCAGACCAUCUAGACCAGACCCAUCCAGACCUGGGAGAGGGAGGAUCAGGUAAAAUGUUACCUAUUGAUACAGCUAAUAUUUCUAUACCUAUUAUGCGGACAUCAGGAUUAGACGGCAUACAAUGUAUAUUGGCACAAAUGAAAGAGGAUAGAAUUUUUUUAGCCGGAGAGAUUGAGAGAAAUGCUAAGGAAAUAAGGUUAGAGAUCCAGGCAAUUGGUAAUCGGACUGCCGCCCUAGAAGUGAGGGUAGAGGCUGUGGCAAAAGCACAUAAUGAUUUAUUAAUCCAGAGCUCGGAAUGGGGCACAAGGCUUGACGCUUUAGAAGUGGCAUUUGAGGAUCUUAUAAAUCGAUCCCGACGUAAUAAUAUUAAAAUUAGAGGGAUACCGGAAACCAGAGAUGAGGGUCCGGUACAGAAUUUGGUUUUAGAAAUCUUUAGACCCUUACUACCAGACAUUCCUGAACCCAGAUGGGAAAUUGACAGGGCGCACCGUUUGUCAGGUGGUCUACGAAGGAAUGAUGAACGACCCUGA